Musca domestica (house fly) is the source of this 2273-nucleotide messenger RNA. RefSeq names its product protein amalgam. The transcript has a single exon. Gene Ontology annotation, cellular component: neuron projection. Bases 954 to 1967 code for a protein of 337 amino acids. The record is from RefSeq and is a predicted model, not a curated record. Lineage: Eukaryota; Metazoa; Arthropoda; Insecta; Diptera; Muscidae.
CGUAAUGGCUGGGUGUUGUGAAAGAGUUUUUCUCCGUGCCGGUCCUAUAUAACCUGGCGAAUGUUGGGAUUUUUAUUUCAUUACCUUUAAAAACCACAAACGUGUAACACUUGCCGAUGGAGCGCAGAACAAAUCUCUUACUGUGAUAAAACAAAGUUUUUGAACUCUGGGAAUAAAAAUCGUUACUUUUUCAAAAGAAAACAAAAAAAAGACAAAAUAAUUCUUGAUGGCGGAAAAGAAAUAUUAAUGUCGCCUCAACAACAAAAGAAGUUUAAAUUGAUAAAAACAACAACAAAUCAAUUUAAAACCAGCGAGCCUGGAGAGAUAACGGCGACAAUUGCUGUGGAGCGGUGGUGAUGGUGGGAUUCCGUCUAUCAAAACAAACUGAAAUUCUUUGGCUGUGCGGCAGCAUCAACUUGACCCAAGUGAAAUGAAGUGUGAUUACAGAACUCUGGACCAUAUCCGCCGUCGCAUAGCCCGCAUUUGAAAUAAAAGAUAAACAAAUGCAGUGACAACAACAACAAAAUUCUUGAGGAGAGGAAAACGAAAGACCUCAGUGUCUUUUCUUGAUAAUUACGACUCCCUUUCUUCUCGGCUCACACUCAGUUAGAGGAAGAGAGCGUACAAAAUCGAUUUCCUGAGCGGUUAUUUGAGAUCACCAAAAAGAGACUGGUGAGUGUGGGAGAGAAAAAGUACAAAAAAUAAUAUUCCCAACAACAGAGAAUAGCACAACGACCGACCCUAACCGAUAAUUUCAAUCUUGAGAACACCACAAAGAAGAAGAGGAAGAGGCAUAAGAAAAAAAAAACUAAAACAGAUAAACAACAAUCACAGAUUUCGCUUUGAGGAACUGUAAGCUAACCAACCAGCCACCAGUCAAGGUUUGUGCGAGUUGGGACAAAGAUAUUUUGCGCGCUUUCUUUCGCCUUUCGCAUCCAAAAAAAGAAAAGAAAAUGCAUUUUUCCCAAAUAUUUUUGGUGUUGUGGUGCGGCCUAUCGCUUCGAAGUAGAGUGCUUGCUGCAUCAGCAGCCGUUUCCUCGGCACCUGUGAUUAGUGAUAUAACUCCCGAUUUGGUGGCCAGUGUGGGAGAUGAUAUUGAAUUUAAUUGUACGGUGGAAAAUGUGGGUCGCAUGUCGGUCAGCUGGGCCAAGCGUACCAGUGAAAUUGGUUCGGUGGUCCUCUCCAUGAGAAAUAUUCUAAGUUUAAGUGAUCCUCGCUACACCAUUGUGGAGACCAACGAUGACAAGGCCAAUAAGGCCACUUACACUUUUAAGAUUACCAAAAUUGAGGCCACCGACAUGGGUGCCUAUGAAUGUCAAGUCAUACUCACGGCCACCGACAAAAUUACCAAAAAACUUAAUUUGGCCAUCAAACAUCCAGCCAUAAUAUCCGAGGAAAAUACUCCCAAAUCCAUGCUGGUUACAGAGGGACAAAAUCUUGAAAUAAGCUGUCAUGCCGAUGGAUUUCCCCAGCCCACCAUUUCGUGGGAACGUGAAAAUCGUGCCAUUAUGCCAGCUGGUGGUAGCAGUUUUGAUGGCCAAACAUUGCGCAUCAAAGAGGCACAUCGCUUAGAUCGUGGUGGCUACUAUUGCAUUGCCUCAAAUGGUGUGGGCCAACCUGAUCGUCGUCUCAUACGGGUGGAAGUAGAAUUCCGUCCCCAAAUAUCCGUACAACGUCCUAAAAUUGCCCAAAUGCUUAGUCAUGCUGCCGAAUUGGAGUGUACUGUACAAGCGUAUCCUGCUCCUGCCGUUUUUUGGUAUCGCAAUGGAGCCAAACUUCAAUCUGGUUCGAAUUAUAAAAUUUCCAAUACCGCCUCAUCGCAUGAGUCCACUACUUCAAUACUGCGCAUCAACAGCAUUAAUGAGCUAGACUUUGGUGAUUAUUAUUGCAAUGCCACCAAUAAAUUGGGACAUGCCGAUGCUCGGUUACAUCUGUUCCAGCCUGUCAUACCAGUACCUUCCAUGUAGUCUGGCUGUGAAAACGAAAUCAUUUAAAAGUCUGAGAGAAUUAAGUUUCCAACAACAAAGAAAAUGACAUUUGCGGUCAUUCAGGUCAAGGAUGAUAAGGCAAAAGUCUUCUUAAACUGACGACAUAAAAUAAGUUAAUUUUUUUUAUGAAAAUCUUGUUUAUACACUAGGGUGGGUCAUUUUGUAAAAUGUAAAAAAAAACAAGUAAAAGUGCCUAACGAACGAAAGCAAACAUUUUUUUAUAAUAAUUUAUAUUUACUAAUUUCAAUAAAGUUUAAGCCAUUUUUUACUACAAAUAUCAAUAAA